AUGAAGUGCUUCACAUUAGCUGCUGCAGGAAUUUUAUUCACUUUCCUUAUUACUGUAAAUAAAGCUAGUUCGAAUUCAGAAAUAGAUGAACUUAUUAAAAAGUCAAUGGAAGAAACUUUUAAGGCAUGCAAAGAUAAAUUAACACCAGAAAAUUUUGCGCUUCUUAACAAGGAUCCACAUGCUGAUAAUCAAGAAAUUAAAUGUUUUAAAGCAUGCGGUAUGAAUCAUGCAGGUGUUAUGACAGACGGUAAAUUACAAAUUGAUAAAAUGGAAGAAAAGUUAAAUUCUAUGUUGGAAGGAGGUAAAAAAGACUUUGCAAAAGUCUUGAUUGAAGGUGCAAAACCAUGCGUCGAAGAAGCUAAUAAGGGUGAGAAUGAAUGUGAAGUAGCGGCCGCUUUCGAGACAUGCGCACAAAAAGCUAUAAACACUAAAUCUGGUAAUUAA
This is a messenger RNA of Microplitis demolitor, 444 nucleotides long. RefSeq lists its product as uncharacterized. The transcript has 5 exons. Lineage: Eukaryota; Metazoa; Arthropoda; Insecta; Hymenoptera; Braconidae. The coding region runs from base 1 to 444 and encodes 147 amino acids. Gene Ontology annotation, biological process: sensory perception of smell. The record is from RefSeq and is a predicted model, not a curated record. Gene Ontology annotation, molecular function: odorant binding.